Rubroshorea leprosula is the source of this 2285-nucleotide messenger RNA. Lineage: Eukaryota; Viridiplantae; Streptophyta; Magnoliopsida; Malvales; Dipterocarpaceae. The record is from the annotation of a GenBank genome assembly.
GGUGGGUAAUAGAGUUUCUCACUUUCCCCCUUUAACAGAAGGGAUUUUCUAAUUCUUCUCCAUUUUCUGUUCCACUCUAUUACUUGAGAAAAUCUGAGAAUCGACGUCCUCUCCUCUCCGAUUCUGAUGACUUCAGAUUUUGCAACAGUUCCAGCUGAACUUGAAGCAGCUUUGCGGUUGAAGACUGUCCAAUACUAUGUAACUCAAAGGCCAUGGCUUAGUACCGCAUCAAGCCUCUAAAACCUUUUAUAUUCAAAUUAUAAUUAUGUUUUUGCAAAAAUUAGACCAGUUGCACCCUUUGGAGGCACAAGUAGCAAACCUCAUGUUGAUCUUGCACUUAUACACUGGUGCUUGCAAGAUGAGUUGCUUUAUGAGGAUGAAUCCAUAUGAUCUUGGAAGGGCAUCAUGUGUUUCUCGAAAAUGGAGGUACACAAUUUGUAACCCUUUGUUUUGGUGUAAUGCAUGCCUAAAGGCUUGUUAGGUAAAAUUUUGUGUUGAUUUUGAUUUCUUUAGUAGGUUAUUAUAUGUUGAUCAUCAAAUUUGAAAAUUAGUGCCUCUUUUAUGAAAGCUCUCUGGAGUUUUGGAGAACUAUAAGAUUUUGCAGUCAAAAUAUGAAGGGUCAUGGAGAAAAAAUGUGGCUAUUAAGACUAAGGGUCAGAACAGACGAAGAUUUCUGCACAAGGUUAAAUUCUUCUAAGGACCUGAUGCAUAAUGUAGAAGUUGGCUCUAAAUCUGAUUGCCUCAAAAAAUAAAGGACAUGGGCAAAUGCAUGAACUUCAGAGCAUCUAAAGCAGACUGUCUUUCGUGGCCACUAUACACCAUCAGAUGACAAGGUUGAAGCUGCUGUCUUGUACCCUGGUAUGCAUCCUACUGUGCUGAGAAUCUGCUUAAGGUUAUGAGGAACAACAACAGGGGCAAAUAAUCAAAUGGAUCUGCUUUCACUAGUUACAAGCAGUGUAGACAAUAAUGAGGUUGGUGGUCCUGAGGAGGAUCUCCUUGGAGUGAUUGAAGGGUGGCAGGAUGAUGAAACUCACAACCCAGAUGUGCCAGCAGUCUCAUGCAAAAGGGGCCUAACACCGUUUGUCUUUGUCCCAUUUGCAGGGAGAACCGACCUGCCUUCUACUUGUAGGAUAUUCACCUGGACCUUGAUGCUGCAAAUCGUGGUUGUGGACAGGGAACAGUCUGAGUUCGAGCCUUCAGUGUGCCUAACUCUAACCUGGAGGCUUAGACCAGUGAACAGUCCAGUAUUUCAGUUCUUUGAUUUGAAUGCUUACAGUCUUGCCAUCAUAAAGGUGCUCCUGGUUUUGCAACAAUGACCGUUUAAAGUACCCUGAAUCAUGAGUACUGUAAUGUGGAGUUGAGUCGCCAGAGGGCUGCCUUGUUAUAGGAGACGCAUGUGCCAAUGCUACACAGCAGGUGAAUGGCGUGGUGAAGCAGUUAAAGGUGUUAGUGGCACUGAAGGAGAAUUUGUAUGGUACUAUCCAUAUAUUGAUCGGAGAAUUACACAAGGAACAUGCUGUUUGGGAGAGCUUCGUGGGAGAUAUGGUGAAAUGUCACACAGUUGAUGUAGAGAAAUUAGCUUGGCUACCAAAUGAGAUCUGCAAAUUCCAGAGGACAAUCAUCUAUGUAUGAAGAGGGUCUUCUCAUACUUUCAUUCAAGAGGAAUUCCUUUGAGCAGUUGUUCAAGAUGUGAAGAACGUAUCAAUACAUCAAUUUGCCUUUCCAUUGUCUACAUCAUAAGCAAAGUAUUACGGCCCCUUUCAAAGAAUCAGAUCUAUAUACAUCUUCAAAGCCAAUGCCUGUCCGUUUCAAAUAAAAAACCAGUUAUGAUCUCCAAAUCACCAAUCUGCUUCAAACGGGCUUCUCCCCAGAACACAAACUUAAUGAACACUGAUCGGUCCACAUUAUUGCCAUGUCAAAUAAUUGGGCACCAAAGCUUCGGCAUGUGAAAACAUGUCCAGCUUAUAGCGAUCUCACCUGUGAAGCCCAUCAUAAGAACCUGACUGUUAGUUUUAACCAGAUUGCUUAUAUCAGCUGUCGAAUAAGGGCUUUUUUGCCACCAACAACGAGUUAGAGGGUUGGUUUGCAUGUGGAAUUGUCCAAAGGGGGUAACCUGCCACUGGCCGAAAAGUUGAGAGGGUAAUCUGUAUAUUUUGCCGCAUGUCGCACCAGGCUUUAGAGACAAAUUGGCAGGUGCUGCUGCACGCACCGUCUGAGCACUGGUCAAGAUGAGUCAUAGGGCUGCGAUGCUCAAAUCCCCCAUCCUCUGCGUCAAAUUGUAGCUG